Staurois parvus is the source of this 226-nucleotide messenger RNA. NCBI's taxonomy places the organism in Eukaryota, Metazoa, Chordata, Amphibia, Anura, Ranidae. The record is from the annotation of a GenBank genome assembly.
CCUAACAGUGCCAGUCAGUGCCACCUAACAGUGCUGCCUAUCAGUGCCCUACCAGUGCCUCCUCAUCAGUGCCCAUCAGUGCCACCUAUCAGUGUCCAUCAGUGCAGCCUAUCAGUGCCCAUCACUGCAGCCUCAUUAGCGCACAUCAGUGAAGGAGAAAAAUCACUUAUUUACAAAAUUUACCUUUUCUCAUCAGCAGUUAAAGCAGUCUUGUGACUUCUAUCAG